This is a messenger RNA of Eleginops maclovinus (Patagonian blennie), 6160 nucleotides long. It is a transcript of the gene mtss1, whose product is annotated as MTSS I-BAR domain containing 1. Gene Ontology annotation, biological process: cell projection assembly; plasma membrane organization. The record is from RefSeq and is a predicted model, not a curated record. The transcript is spliced from 14 exons. Gene Ontology annotation, molecular function: actin binding; phospholipid binding. NCBI's taxonomy places the organism in Eukaryota, Metazoa, Chordata, Actinopteri, Perciformes, Eleginopidae. The coding region runs from base 990 to 3344 and encodes 784 amino acids. Gene Ontology annotation, cellular component: cytoplasmic side of plasma membrane; actin cytoskeleton.
UACGUCGCUGUUCGGAGCUCAUUCACUUUAGGUUAGGAUCCCGUUGGAGCAAACGGCGGAAAAACGGCUCUAUUUAACGGGGAAAACAACGCGAAAUCACCCGGAUUCCCCCCGGAAACAACACCCGGGACCUGUAAACCUGCUCUGGACAUCAGAUAAGAGGCAUAUGGAUUUUUUUAAGGCGAACUGAUUGAUCUUGGACUGCGUGUUUUGGAAACACACACACACACACACACACACACACACACACACACACACACACACACACACACACACACACACACACACACACACACACACACACACACACACAGCUCAUUUUUUACCCGGGACUUUUUCUUUUUAACCAACUUUAUAUAAAAACUACAUUGUCAGACAUUGUCCAUACAGUGUCAAAUGUUGGCUUGCUACCUGUGGAGUGAUGACGUUUCUGUAGACGGUGUUUUUUACUUCAGAAUAAACCACUUUAUUGACUUACCCAGUUUUGCAUGCCUCUAGGUACGGGCUGCAUCACCACACUGCGUAUCACUCCGCUCCGACACAUCAGUCACCGCUUAAACAGUGAAUGUGCGCGGCACUACUGCGUAUCCUCCCGCGCCGACACAUCAGAAGCCUCUUAACCGUGUAUGUGCGGCACUAUUUUCUGCACAGUGUGUGUGUUAUCCAGGCAUGAUGUGGUGUUUCCUCGGACGUGUAUCAAGUUGGCCGGCGGGUAGCAUCGGCUGACUGAAGCUUGGAUCUAUAUUUUUCGUCCUGGAUGUUUGUUUUCUAGUUUUUCCACUGCUGCUGAUUUUGGCUUUUUCUUUUUUUUAAAGGAGGACUUUGCCCUUUUGGGUGCUUGUAACUCAACCCCCCCAUUUGUUAAAUAAAUACAAAAAGCUUCCCUUGCUUUUUCCUUCUGUUGGGAGUAUUUCAAAAACUUUGCCUUGGAAGUUUUUUCUUUCUGGAAGUUGAGAAAAGUUUGAGGAUUUUUCCGAGCCUGUGGAAAAAUGGAUGCGGGAAUAGAGAAGGAAUGCAGCGCCUUGGGAGGGCUCUUCCAGCUCAUCAUGAACGACAUGAAGGCCAGCUAUCCAACAUGGGAGGACUUUGUAAGCAAAGGAGCCAAACUACAGUCACAGCUCAGGACGACUAUCGUGGUGACCGGAGCUUUCCUGGACGCUUUUCAGAAGGUUGCAGACAUGGCGACCGGGACCAGAGGUGCCACCAAGGAAAUCGGCUCGGCGCUGACCAGGAUGUGCAUGAGACACCGAAGCAUCGAGUCCAAACUCAAGCUGUUCACCACAGCGCUCUCAGAGGGCCUGGUCUCUCCGCUGGAGCUGAAGAUGGAGGAGUGGAAGAAGGUGGCCAGUCAGCUGGACAAAGACCAUGCUAAAGAGUACAAGAAGGCCAGAGCGGACAUCAAGAAGAAGUCGUCGGACACCAUCAAGCUGCAGAAGAAGGUGAAGAAAGGGAAGGGCGAGGUGCGCAUGCAGCUGGACAGCGCUCUGCAGGACGUGAACGUUCGCUACGCCGUGCUGGAGGACACGGAGAAGCGGGCAGUGUGCAGAGCGCUGAUCGAGGAGCGCUCCAGAUACUGCAGCUUCGUGGGCAUGCUGAAGCCCGUGCUGGACCAUGAGAUCAACAUGCUGGGGGAGGUGACUCACCUGCAGACUAUUCUGGAAGAUCUGAGCAACCUGACAGCUGAACCCAAUAAGCUCCCAGCAGCCAGCGAGCAGGUGAUUCUGGACCUGAAAGGCUCUGAUUUUAACUACAGCUAUCAGACUCCUCCAGCUUCUCCCAGCAACACGCUGUCCAGGAAGAGCAGCAUCAGCAGUAACUACCAGUCUGGAUCAGUGAGACAUGUUCCCUCCCUGGACUCCAUCAGCUGUGCCGUGGAUGGAGUACACAUCCAGGACUCAAUCGGCUCGACCAAUCAGCUCGCUGCCAUGGGGAGCGGCGGGGCAGAGAACGGCCUGCUGGCCCCCCCACAAAACGCAUACACACAUCACGGAGAGAGAGCCAGAGCCAUGUCUGCAUCUGGGAAGUCUUGCUCGGCCCGGGACCAGCUGGCGUUGACGCUGGGCGCGUUGAAUUCGGACGCCCAGAGGAGCAGCAGGGACUCUCUCCACUGCUCCAGCGGCUACAGCACCCAGACCACCACCCCCUCCUGCUCCGAGGACACCAUACACACACACACUGUAAGGAGAGAUCCUCCUAUCUAUGUCGACUAUGAGUCCGUCUCCCUCCACGGGGACUCCGACUCCCUCUCCCUGCACCACCUCUCCCUGGGACCCGGCCAGUCGGACUUCGACAAGUCCUCCACCAUCCCGAGGAACUCCGACCUCAGCUUCCAGUACCGGAAGUUCGCCCAGUCCAAACGUCCCGCCUCCACCGUCAGCCUAUUGGCCGAGCCCGAGCUGACGAGCCGCUCCGGACGCCACCAGAUGCCGCCCCCCCACACCGCCACCAUCCGCCGGAAGCCCUCGUCCAAACCGGCGUACCGCAGGGGUACCAUCAGCGGGGGGGUGCCUAUCCCCAUCUGCACCCCCCAGGUUCCCGUCAGGGCGGGGAACGGCAGCGAGGAGCACAUCUACUCCUCCACCACAGGAGGGGGGGGCGGGUUGGGUUACAGCAAACUGUGCACCUCCACCCAGAGCCUCUGCGCCCUCCCCCCCUCACACUCCUCCUCCCCCUACUACCAGCUGGUGCCAGGCCAGAUGCCCAUCCCGGUGCCGGUCCCCACCGUGCCACCAGAGGGCAGCAGCGCCAAACUGUACCAGCAGCACGGCAACCAGCACGGCAACCAGCUGAGUAACUACCAGCAGCUACAGAUCCAACGUCAACAACAACAACAACAACAACAACAGCAGCAACUACAGAUCCAACAUCAACAACAGCAGCAGCAACUACAGAUCCAACAACAACAACAACAACAGCAACUACAACAACAGCAGCAUCACCCGGACUUGAACCUGCAGCACAGACAGCAGCUGCAGAUCCAGCAACAAGUUCAGGACCAACAGAACCACCAUCAGCGACAACAACAACAACAACAACCACAGAUCCCACAGCAGCAGUACAACCCGCAACAACAACAGCAAUACAACCAACAGCAGGUCCUCCAGCCGCCUCCCCCCGCCCUGGUCUCGCACCCCCAGGACGAGGCCUCCUCUCUGGGCCUCCCCGCCCCCUACCAGCCCCAUGAUCCUCCGCCCCCCUCCAGCCCAGAGCCGCUGCCGCCACCGCCACCCCUGGAGGAAGGGGGGGGCAACAUGCUGAGACAGAUCCGGAGCGUGAAGCUCAGACGGACCCUCACCGAUGACCGCUCCGCCCCCCUCCUGCCGCCCCCGGCCAAUCACAAAUGAGUUUGUUUUUUAAGAACUCAUCGCUGGAACUCCUGAACGUGUGUCUUAUUUUAUUUUCUAAAGACCCACUUCUUUCUCUCUUUUUUUAGACUCGAUCGUUAUUGACUGUUUGUUUGUUUACAUAAAGUUGAUUCAGUGACUUCCUGCUCUUCAGUUAGCCGGACAGGAAGUAGAUCCUCUUCAGUCCUGGGUGCGUUGGAUUUACCUCUUUUUGGGGUUUAGUCAUAAGUCCUGUAUCUCCACAGUGUCCCGUGGUUGAGCCACGUUGUGUGUGUGUGUGUGGGCGCGUGUGUGUGUGUGUGUUUCCCGCUCAUCUCAAAGAGUCAGGCGCUCGCUUCGUUCGCUCUGAAAUAAAAACUGGAGUUUGUAAAUAUUUUUAGAUCAAAAUCUUCUGCGUUGGGUUCCUCUCCUUAAAGGAUUUAUUUUAAAAGUCAAAAUGAUCGUUUUUUGAGGAUUGUCACUCCUCUAACAGGGUAGUGUUGCACGUCAGACAAUAUCAACUCUACGUAUUGCUCUCUUUUAAUUAUCAUCAUUCACUCCAUCAUGACAUUUUUACGCAGGAAACAAAUUUCAAAAUCUGAAGACUUUCCACCAAAACGACAAAGCUAGAAAUAUAGAAAACACCAAAAAGAGAAAUGAUAAUGCAUCCAUUAAACGGGGUGAAUAAAAUGUUGGGACUUGACCUUAAAUAAUCUGAAACCCUCUCUCAAUGAACAGGGUUGCUGGAGUGUGUAAAUGCAGCUGAGUUUGUGUUCACUCUUUAUUUACCCGCAGGAGAGUUUGCCUCGGCUCGAGUAACUGAGGUCAUGUUUUCCAAGCGAGUUUCCAUUUCAAUGACCUGUUUUAGAAGUUCAAACCAGCGUUUUCACAAUAAAUAAACUUGUGUUCCUGCAGGUGAACGGAGGGUUCGAUGCAUCUACUCUAAAAGGGCAGUGUUCCAUCAUUAGAGAAUAAACACCUCUGCUUUACGUCUGUUUUUAGCAGGAAACCAAUUUCAAAAUCUGAAGAUUUCCCACCAAAACGACAAAGCUAGAAACAUAAAAACACCGUAGAGAUAAAGGGUAAUGCAACAUGCAACAUUUAAAUCCCAUUCAAUAACCUCUAAUGUCCUUCUGCUUCUACAGACACGGCUGUUUUUUAACGACCAAAAUAAGACAUUUUUACGCCGGACACCAAUUUCAAAACAAAGGUUUUUCCAGCACAAUUACAAAGACAGAAAUACAGAAAAAUGAUAAUGCAGCGAUCAAACGACUUCAACGCCUGAAAUACUCAACCAAUGCUGGACUUUGAGUGUUAACGUUCAGCUGAGUGUGUGAUCACUUUUUUAAUGAGCCUGUAUUUAUCCGCAGUAGUUUGUCUGGGCUCCAGGAGCUGGCUCUGUUGGAUCCUUUUCCGAGCUGUGUAAGAUUCAUUUAACCGGCGUGUCCUGCAGGUAGACGGGGGGUUUUGCUGCAGCUCCUCCAACAUGGCAGUGUUUCCAUCAGUAGACAACAAACACCUCUAAUUGGACGCCUCUUCUAUACUAUUAUCAAAACAACACUGAAGAUCAUUUCAUAAAUCUCUUAUUUGUUAUUGAACACAGUGACCCGACUCAGAUUCUCUCAAAUGUUCCUGGAGUUUGUCUCGUUCUAAUCCUUUAUUUGGAUGAACGUAAGGAAGCUGUCCCUUAUUUUCCAGAAGAAAAAACACAGUUCAAUCAAAGCAUCUUCAAAUGAUCCCUGACUCCCGAAUAAUACCCGCUGUGGUGCCUCUCAGAGCGUGCUGGGGAUCAGAGCUGCUAGUGCUACUCAUUAAUGCAGCUGAUUGGCUCCUGAAAUUCAAAAGGAAGCGCCCUAUAGACGUCCAAAGAUGUCCAGAGGACAAUCAGUAAAACUACAUGAAGUUUUUCCUUCAGAAAUGUCUUGAAUAAAUAUGAUCAGAUUUACAAAAUGCUGCUUUCUGUUUACUGUUUCAGCUUUACGUUUCACAUUCAGGUUGUUUUCACUCCUGUUUCUGAUGUGUUUUCAGACGUGGGAAAAACCAAAGAAUAAAUGAACUACAAAUCAUCCAAACCAUUCAGAUCCAUCACAGUGCACCAGUUAAAUAUAAUGGUGGGACUUCCUUAAAUACUGGGAGCUCAUUCAAAUCCAAAUCUCUGCUACAGCUCAAAGUUACAGACCAGUUGCAUUCUGGGAAAUGUAGUUAUUAGAGAUUUCUUGCAGGUGAAAUUGAUUGUUUGGCCCAAAAAGCUGUGUGUGUGUGUGUGUGUGUGUGUGUGUGUGUGUGUGUGUGUGUGUGUGUGUGUGUGUGUGUGUGUGUGUGUGUGUGUGUGUGUGUGUGUGUGUGUGUGUGUGUGUGUGUGUGUGUGUGUGUGUGUGUGUGUGUGUUCGCUUCUAUUCCUUAGAGAGAUCUAAAUCUAUAUAUAAAAAUGUACGUUUGAAUAUCCUGAUUGUAUUUUUGUUGAUUUAUUGAUCAGACGAUGUGACGUGUAGGUCGCCAUAUUUUUGUAUAAAAGCUUUAUCGGGGUGGGGGGGGACCUCCUGGUGUCUGAGGAUCUGUCGCCUGAUUGGACGUUACCUUCCUUAUGUCUGAGGAUCUGUCGCCUGAUUGGACGUUACCUUCCUUAUGUCUGAGGAUCUGUCGCCUGAUUGGACGUGAAGUUCAUAUUUUUUUGAGGACCUGACGUCUGAUUGGACUAGAACCUCCUGUUUUUGAGGAUCUGACGCCUGAUUGGACUAAAUGGCGACCGGAACCAACAGAAUGUAAAGAUGUUUUCUCUUCUCUUGACGUCGCUGUGGGAUCAAUGACAAUAAUAAUAAUAGUAAUUGAUUCAUGAA